GGUAAAACCAGAGUAGCGUUUUAAGCAAAAAUUCAUCCGUUAAAUCACACGCCAUCAGCUUCUAACGUAAGCUUCCUUCCUUAAGAGACGUUUAAAAGGGAACUCAAAUUGAAUUCAGCUAGAACACAAAUAUUCCUCUUUCCCCCCUUUCUCUCUCUACAAUGUCUCAGUUUCACUUCCCUCUCUCACUUCCUUAGAGUUUCUCAUUUCCCCCCUUUAUACGACGGUUACAGUUCAUGCAUUUUUCCAUGAAUCAAUGUCAAUCCCAUAGAUCUACUCUUCAGUUGAAGGAUUGAAUAGGUGAAGGACAAUGUUAGAAACGGGAAUGGAAGACGAUCAAUUACUGGAUUUGAAUAAGGAUGUUGGAUUUGCUUCGUACACUUCGAUUUCUGACAGUAGUUCUGAAACAUCCCGUUCUAUAUCACCUUCUGUUAACUUUUUUAAAAGGAGAGCUGGUCCUACUAAACGUGCAUCACAGGCUGGUUGGACUGAGGAAGAGGAUAUUAUAUUAACAGAUGCUGUGGAAAAGUACAAUGGUAGAAAUUGGAAGAAAAUAGCUGAAAGUAUUCCUGGACGGACUGAUGUUCAGUGUUUGCAUCGCUGGCAAAAAGUUCUUAAUCCAGAACUUGUGAAGGGACCUUGGACAAAAGAGGAGGAUGAAUGUAUUAUGGAAUUGGUCAAGAAUUGUGGAUCUAGGAAGUGGUCUGCCAUUGCGAAGUUCCUUCCAGGCCGUAUAGGCAAGCAGUGUCGAGAAAGAUGGCACAACCAUUUAAACCCUUCUAUAAAGAAAGAAGCAUGGACCAAAGAAGAGGAGUCAAUCCUUACUCAUUACCAUCAAUUAUAUGGAAAUAAGUGGACUGAAUUAACAAAGUUUCUACCAGGAAGGACUGACAAUGCAAUUAAAAAUCACUGGAAUAGCUCUGUGAAGAAGAUGAGGUUCGAUCUUAAUUAUCCGUCCGCCGAUCUUCUGAAUAUGCUAGAGUUGCAGGAACUUGGAUGCCAAAAUGAAUCAAAGACAUUGGAUGUGGAAGAAGUCAAACCAAAGACAUGUAUUAAUAAUGGGAUAGUAGUGACUUCCAGUAUGAGAACUGAUGAUGAACCGGUGACCCCAGUUUCUAGGAGGAGUAUUCAUUUUAAUGAAGAGCAUGCUAAAAGCAGCGGUGGAUCACCAGGAGAUUCUCUUUCAGAUGACUCAAUAUUUGAAUCUCCAAAGAGGAACAUUAUAAAUUUUGAUCCAAUCACUGAGCUGAAGCUAGGUAGCAGCAUAAACAAUGAUGAUGAUGAUAGUAGUCAAGUUUGCAAGAAAAAAAGAUUAACCCUGAAGGAUGAGUCAGGUGUGCUGGAACUAGGAUUCUCUUGCAGCAGCAGUAGUCCAGAAUCCAUGUUGAGGAGCUCGGCAAUGCGAUAUAAAAACACUCCUUCUAUAAUAAGGAAGAAGAGGGCUCCUCCUCCUCCUCCGCAAAUGAUGAUGGUAUCAUCAUAUAUCCAUGAAUUCAAAAAGGAAUCACAGAUUUAUCACAACAAUUCAACAAGACUGUACACCACCAAUAAGCCUUUGGAAAGAAAUCUGGCACGUGAGUUUAACGAAGAACUUGAUUUGGCUGCAUUAUAGAUAUAUCAAAGCCUCACUAAAUUCCCGCUUCUUCUGCCAUUGCUCUUUGGUUGGCCAUAAGGAAUCUGCUGCUGUAAAAUAGGUGUUGGGGAUAAAUAAGAUGAUUUGAUUGAACAACUAAAGAAGAUCUAGACAUCAGAAAUUUUCCAUUUGCUGUUAUUACCAAACUUUAAAUGUUUUUUACAACCUAGAAAUAAUCUACAUUUCUCCUGUUUUUUGAAGUCUUUGCAUAACUGUUUACCCUUAUAGUUUUAAGAAAUUAGUUACAUGGUUCAUGUCUACAUCUAAAGGAUUCAUGGUUCCCAUACCUUUCACUUAGGUAUUGUUUCAAAUGGAAAUAGCAACUUCAUUUUGGUUUUG
Molecule: messenger RNA, 1972 nt
Organism: Impatiens glandulifera
Lineage: Eukaryota; Viridiplantae; Streptophyta; Magnoliopsida; Ericales; Balsaminaceae
Product: transcription factor MYB3R-5-like
Exons: 8
Coding region: 311-1612 (433 amino acids)
Biological process (GO): regulation of DNA-templated transcription
Cellular component (GO): nucleus
Molecular function (GO): RNA polymerase II cis-regulatory region sequence-specific DNA binding; DNA-binding transcription factor activity, RNA polymerase II-specific
Source: RefSeq, a predicted model, not a curated record